CACUCACCAGCAAUAACGCACCUCAUGCUCGAAACGGACUGCUGAUUGGCAUCGCGGGGCGCACUGACAACGGCUUCACUACGAUUGGCCCCGCCACGAAUCCGGGGCUGGUUCCAUGGCACCUGCUGGAGGCGCGGGCUCCCCUCGGGCUACGGCGUCUGUUUGCCGGCGCGGGUUCUGUCGGCUCAAACCGCCAUGGCCGUGCCAGGCCGUCGACAACCACCACAGUCCUCCCCACGGCCAGUGUCAGCCGGGGGUGACGAAGAAGGACACUUCGCCUUCCCAAUUUUCCUCUUUGGAGAGACCGAUCUCGUCGCGACUGUCGAAGUAAGCACUCCAACAUGAAGUCUCGCGUCAUGCGAAGCAUGCCUCUGCGGAGGGCCGCGUCCGUGGCGACGACGUCAGCAACGACGCGCUCACCCGCCGCGGCCGCUGCCUCUGCCGUCCGCGCCGCCAGCAGCGUCUCACAGCGACCGCAUUCCGACUACGUUUCCUUUCCCGGCGCCCUCAAGAGCGCCUUCACCAGCAACCUCAAGUACGAGGUGCCUGAGUCGUACCAGGCGCUGCCGACGUAUCGCGUCGUCGACCAACAUGGCGAGGUCGUCGACCAGUCCUUCACGCCCGACAUCUCCGACGAGCAGGUCAUCAAGCUGUACAAGGAUAUGCUGUACAUCUCCAUUAUGGACCUGAUCAUGUUUGACGCGCAACGCCAAGGCCGGUUGAGCUUCUACAUGGUGAGCGCGGGCGAGGAAGCCGUCAGCGUGGGGAGCUCGAGUGUGCUGGACCCCGAGGACCCCGUCUACUGUCAGUAUCGCGAGCAGGGUUUCUUCAAGGAAAGGGGCUUCACGACCAAGGAGUUUAUGUCACAGCUAUUUGCCAACAAGAACGAUACUGGCAAGGGAAGGAACAUGCCCAUCCACUACGGCAGCGGCCGGCUCAACAUUCACACCAUCUCCUCGCCUCUUGCCACGCAAAUGCCCCAAGCCUCGGGCGCCGGCUACGCGCUCAGGAUGCAGCGGCUGCAGGACCCCAAUUCCAAGCCCAAGGUGGCCAUCUGCUUCUUCGGAGAAGGCGCGGCCAGCGAGGGCGACUUUCACGCAGCCAUGAACAUUGCCGCGACGCGGUCGUGCCCCGUCGUUUUCAUCUGCCGCAACAACGGCUACGCCAUCUCGACGCCGACGCUGGAGCAGUAUCGGGGCGACGGCAUCGCCAGCCGGGGCAUCGGCUACGGCAUCGACACGAUCCGCAUCGACGGCAACGACAUCUGGGCCGUGCGCGAGUCGGUCAAGAAGGCGCGCGAGAUGGCGCUUCAGGACGGCGGAAAGCCGGUGCUCAUCGAGUGCAUGACGUACCGCGUGUCGCACCACAGCACGUCGGACGACUCGUUUGCGUAUCGUGCCCGCAUCGAGGUGGAGGACUGGAAGCGCCGCGACAACCCCAUCACGCGGCUACGCAAAUGGAUGGAGGCCAAGGGCUGCUGGGACGAGACCAAGGAGAAGGAGACGCGUGACGUGCUACGCAAGGAGAUCCUGCGAGGCUUCUCCGAGGCGGAGAAGGAGAAGAAGCCCGCGCUGCGUACCAUGUUCGAGGACGUCUACGAGGACUUAACGGACGACCUCAAGAGCCAGAUGUCGGAGCUCAAAGACAUGCUGGACAAGUACCCUGACGAGUACGACGUGUCCGAGUACGACGGCGGUAAGGACUCUCUGAAAGUGUAAAAAAGGGCCUGAUUGUGAGGCGUCCACCUAACGAAGGCUUGAGAGGGCAUCGCUGAGUCGUGCUGGUGCCGGGUGAAGAGCAGAGUUGGGCAACCUCCGUGGAUGAAAUGAGUGUACAUAGCGUGCGCGCUGGGCGACUUGGUAAUAGACUCGUUAAGACAGGC
This is a messenger RNA of Purpureocillium takamizusanense, 1882 nucleotides long. Its product is annotated as 3-methyl-2-oxobutanoate dehydrogenase (2-methylpropanoyl-transferring). The record is from RefSeq and is a predicted model, not a curated record. NCBI's taxonomy places the organism in Eukaryota, Fungi, Ascomycota, Sordariomycetes, Hypocreales, Ophiocordycipitaceae. Bases 342 to 1718 code for a protein of 458 amino acids. Gene Ontology annotation, biological process: branched-chain amino acid catabolic process. Gene Ontology annotation, molecular function: oxidoreductase activity, acting on the aldehyde or oxo group of donors, disulfide as acceptor. The transcript has 2 exons.